UUGGUCAGGUCUUGAUAGACUCCUGCGUUUUUUUUUUUCUUUAAGGAACUGAGCCCAGUAAGUCUGUUGUCAACAGGCUGAGCGAGAAACGAGCCGUUGAUGCGACUUGGUACGUGGAACUGAUAAAACACAUGUUACCGUUUUGGAGAAAAGCCGUAGGACUCGUUUUGGAAGUUCAGCUUUGUUCGGUGUUUCCAGACCAAAAUGAAGUCCCCUGGACACGAAGCCCCCUGAGCAUCAUGGACAUGUGAAACUUGACUCUGCAGUAGGCAGUAUGCAACUCCCAGGCUGGAUUGAAUGGCACUGAGGAUACAAGACUGCGACUUAGUGGGAGUACUGCAAUGAAUAGCCAGCAUCCUAGCCAUGCAAAGAGCGCUCACCCCAAAGAAAAACAGACACCUGCCUUGUCCCCCAAGCUCCAUGUCCAGCGAUCGACAUCAAAGGACACCAUCACCAUCCACUUCUCAGCUCUUGGGAAGGAGGAAGAGGAGGAGGAAGAAGAUCUGUACAGGACAACUGUCUCCACUACCUUAGCCAAUCAGGAUGACUCGGACAUUGUGACAGCCUUAGAAGCAAGUGAAGCGAUUCUGACAGCCUUAGAAGCAAGUGAAGAGAUUCUGACAGCCUUAGAAGCAAGUGAGGAGAUGUUUGAAAGCGUGCCAAUGGACACUGCAGACGAAGUUGCUGUCAUGCCUGAAUCAUCCAGACUUUCUCCAGUUCCUGGACAUCACACUAGCCGUCCUCCCACGCACACUUUGCCAUUGCAUAAUGUUGAGCAAAAAGGCUCAAAAUUAAAUUCCUCUCCACCUAAAUCUUUGAGCUUUCCCUCCAGUGACAAACCCUUCCUCAGCUUGAUGAAGUCUCUCUCCUCUGACACGGAGUCUCGUGACCGGAUCCCUUCAGUUGACGCUCCUACAGUAAGGCAUAGGCACCUGAUGAAGACUCUUGUCAAAUCUUUAUCUUCAGAUACAUCCCAGGAGUUGUCCUCCUCCUCCUCCACACCCUACCGUCUUCCAGAAUCCCGCCUUAACCUGCAACUCUUCAAGCAAUUCAAACAGUCCCGGAUGCCGUCUGCUACCACGUCGUCAGCCGGCGAUUCUAAAACCGCUCCUUCCUCUCCGUUAACUUCACCAGAAAACCGCAGCUUCUUUAAAGUCUCAGAUGUGGAGGCAAGAUAUGAAGACACUAAGCGGCGUCUCUCUGAGGUCAUCUCCGAACCGCUCCAACUGCUGAGUAAGAUGAUGGAUGAAAAGAGUGGCAGCAGUAUUUACUGGCCCAAGGCCCUCUCUGCCAGUGCCUCAGAACUCUCCAACAUUGCUUCUAUCAAUGAUCACCUGGAGAGCAACAACAAUUACUGCAUCAAGGAGGAAGAAGGAGGUGACCUAGAGGCUGAGAGCCCCAACAGCUCGGCUUCUGGUCCAGCUGAAUCACCUGUUCCCCCCUCUGUUGACACUAAGAGCCCCAACAAAUCAUUACUUUCCAUGUCGUUGGACAAAUGCUCUAUGUCCGCUCUUGCUAAACAAGAGUAUGAGGACUUUUGCAUCCUGUACAGUGAGGACUUUGAGAAUUGUACUGACACAGAAGGUGAUGGUGGUGGUGAUAGAACUGAUGAUACUGGAACUGGGAGUCAAACUAAAGUGCCACUAAGUGGUAGUACUGAACCGUGCAGUGAAGAUGAAUCUGAAAGUAUUGAGCCGGCACCUAGUGUUCCACACUAUACUCUCAUCUUCCUUACUGUACUGGUCUAUGGGUAUUUUGUAUUACCUCUGCCAAGUUACAUAGGAGGAAUGCUGCUUGGGAUUGGGCUGGGAUUCCUUUUAGCCAUUGGUGUUGUGUGGCUGACAGGACCAAAACCUUCUGGCAGUACUUUAAGACAUUCCAGACACCCUGGGAAGCUGUGGAAUCUGAAUAAGUUGGACAUUAAGGAACCAGAAAUCUAUAAGGGCUGGAUGAAUGAGAUAUCGAACUAUGACCCAGAGACAUACCACGCCACACUGACGCACUCUGUGUAUGUCCGCUUAGAGGGCUCCAUCAUUCGUUUGUCUAAACCCAACCAUAACGUCGCCCGCCGUGCCAUACACAAUGAACCAAAACCCGACGUCACCUACAUCAGUCAGAAGAUCUAUGACCUCACCAACAGCAAAGUAUAUUUAGCACCUCCGAGCCUGGCCAGGAAACGUAUAUGGAACAAAAAAUACCCCAUAUGCAUUGAACUUGGCAAACAGGAUGACUUCAUGUCAAAGGCCGAGGGUGACAGGUUGGAGCCCGGUGAGAGCUCCAACACAAGGGACAGAGGAGAGGGGACAGGAGGGUGGUCGUCUUCGUCCAGUAGAGACCUGACCCUCUUUCUGUUCGGAAGGACUGGGAGAGAGAAGGAGGAGUGGUUCCAGCACUUUCUGUCAGCUUCCCAGCUAAAGGAGGACUUGAAGAAAGCUUCUGGUGUUGCCGGGAGUAAGAAUGCUCAGAGCUCUCACAGCCGCAGCAGCAGCCGCGGCAGUCUGGAUGAGGCACUGGCAUCUCAGCCCAGGUCAAAGGACUCCUCAGUCUCCUCAGCAACAGCAGGCAGUGCCAAAACCAAACCGCUAGUUGACUACAAUGUAUACAUGGCCUCCUUACUGCCAAAACAGGCGGUGGUCAGCCCUGCAGCUGCGAACUCUGCUCUUCAGAGUCCUCAGAGCAGCCCUGGGGCUGAUAAGAAGCUUCCGAGCACCAGUUCAUCUCAAGUGCAGCCCAGGGAGGUGGAGGAGGAGAAGAAGAAGGAGGAGGAGGAGGAUGAUGAGAAGAAGGAGGAUACCGUUGCCUGGGUGAAUGCAGCUCUUGGCCGGGUCUGCUGGGACUUCCUGACCGAGCCCUAUUGGGCUGAACUGGUCUCCAAGAAGAUUCAGAUGAAGCUCAGCAAAAUACGGUUACCUUACUUCAUGAAUGAGCUAACCCUGACAGAACUGGACAUGGGCUCGGCCACUCCCAGAAUCCUUGGGGCAUCCAAACCCUCUAUCGACUACAGAGGUCUGUGGUUUGACCUGGAGAUUUCCUACAGUGGUUCCUUUCUGAUGACCCUGGAAACCAAGAUGAACCUCAUUCGCCUGGGAAAGGAGGGCGAAAGCGUCCGCUUUGGGGAAGUUGGCAAAGAUGGAUACAGGCCGCGGACGUACUGCCUGGCUGAUAGUGAUGAAGAGUCUUCCAGCGCAGGCUCAUCAGAUGAGGAAGACUCCUCAGAGCUCUCAAAUGACUCGGCGGGAGCAGAGGGUUUGGUCGGAGGCCACAAACCCAGCAAGAUCAUGCGCUUCGUGGACAAGAUCACCAAGUCCAAAUACUUCCAGAAGGCCACAGAAACCGAGUUCAUCAAGAAGAAGAUGGAGGAAGUGUCCAACACACCCCUUCUGCUUACGGUGGAGGUGCAGGAACUCCAGGGAAUGCUUGCUGUCAACAUACCCCCUCCACCCACUGACAGGAUAUGGUAUGGCUUUAGGAAGCCGCCUCACCUGGAACUGAAGGCACGCCCUAAACUGGGAGAACGAGUAGUCACCCUGGCUCACGUUACGGACUGGAUAGAGAAAAAACUGGACCAGGAAUUCCAGAAAGUCUUUGUAAUGCCAAACAUGGACGAUAUAUGGCUGACUGUCAUGCAUUCUGCCAUGGACCCACGCACAGCCGGCGGACCCUUAGUUGGCCUCGCAGUGGACCCAGAGCCUUCCCAGCCAGGGAAGGACAGCACCAGCCAGCCAUGAAGAUUGUUUACAGUAUUUCCUACAACUUAUGAAGUCUCAACUGGAACUGGAGCCAAAGUGGAUAUAGGUCAGACGCUAAUACAAAUCCAGUCCCGUAGUGAUUGGACUUCUCACUUGCCAUAGAGGAAACCUUAUGAAUCUUAAAGGAACAAGGUGGAGUCGACCAAGGAAACACUAAAGACAACCUGUCGCUUGCUGCUCUGUUCAGUAGUAUUUAUUGUGCCAGAGGAAAAGGUGAUUUAUGAAGGAUUUAUAAAACUAUAAGAACCUAUUGAAUAGGGACUGAUAUGUGAAGAGAGUCCUAGUUGGCUCAGAGUUUUGGUUGGUUUAAGUUAAUAAGGGGGGUUAUAUCGGGAUACAUAAGUAUAUAAUGUCCAAUGAACACAUUGUGAAAGCAUUCACCAGAUACCUUACAGCCUCCAGGUGACACGUUUUCGGUAACACUUUACUUGAAGGUAUCUACAUAAGAGCGACGUGACACUGUCAUGAACACAUGACAGUGUCAUGACACAUGAAUCCUAACUCUAACUUGUCAUGACAAAAACCGAAUGACACUUACUAAAAGAAGUGUUAUGUCAUAAACGUUUAUGACUUGUUUAUGACACGUUCAUGACAGUGUCAUGUCACUCUUAUGUAGAUACCUCAGUGUGUAAGCCAAGUUUCUGCUGAGUCUAGAGAGUGAGAUAGAGCAUGGUAGCCCCUAGAUUGUAGCAAUGCAGUAAGUGGAGUUUUACAACAUGAUAAUAUGUUGAAAUUAGAGGUGUUUCAUAGUAAAUGACAUUUUUCAUAGUGUGCUAUGGAGUUGUCCUUUCCAUUGUUGACAAUGAACAAAGGGUAAGCAAAAAGUAUAUCGAAGAAGCUCAGAUACUUGAUGUACUUUAAGUGGCUUUAUGUCAGCGUUUUUUUGAUCAGGUGUUUACAGUUAACAGUAUUCAUUUGUGCUGUGACCACACCCUGAACUCCUCCCUAUAUUUGCCAAGACCCCAUUUUUACGCCGAUGAUGCCCCUAUCCGUGUAUGUGGAAAUAAUGCUCGAGCAGACACACAUUACCUAGGAAAAGUGUCAUUCACUAUGUAAAUUCCAUGCUAAUGACAAAUACGCAAACACAAUAAGUGCAAUGAUUGAAGGUUAACUAUAGUAUGAGCUUGUAUAGAUAUUAUAUAAGAGUUUAUGUCUAAUGAGAAGUAUGACACCUCUAACAUGUCUAUUGAAUGUAUGUGUGGAUAGUUUUGGUUAUUGUAUGACAAGAGUUUUGGAAAUUCGUCGUAUGGAAAUUCUUGCACAAAUAGCAAGUUUUCUUUUGGUUUUCUUAUGAUAAACACUAUCUCAUCUUGCAUACCUUUUUCCAGGUGUCAUUCAAUCGUAUGGAGUACCACGUGGUGUAUUUAUCUAAACAUCAUUUCUACUCAAUUGUGUUCAUGUUGAUGGCGGUGAUGAUAUUGUUGGAAGUUCAUUGAAAUGGCCAACUUCGAUAUGUGACAGUGCUUUAAAAAUACUCUAUCCGUCAUACUGUAUGUACAACAAUUAGAUGAAGUUAAGGUGUGUACCAUAUAGUGAAGCAUCUAUUGCCAAGAAUGUAUAGCCUUAUCAACAGGUUUCCUUUCUGAAAAUACCCUUUUAACCGUGUCAUAUUUCUAAUUAAACCAAAGUCCUUUGAUUAGGCUUGUAGUGCCAGAUCUCUCUCUCUGCUCAAAGGUACACAUCCUGUGUUGAUAUAGCAUUGUGAGGUUAUAUUUGCAUAUGUGCUACAAUACCUAGCUGCAUUAACAUUGUUUACAGGAAUUCUUACCUUGUUGUCAUUUUUUUUUUGCUCUCUUAGGAUACUAAAGCACUGUAACACAAAUUGAUUACUUUUAUGAUUGUACUUCCUUUAUGCCUUGGUUAGUUUUUGUUAAGUAUUUGUUUUUUAGAAUGACUACACGAGGUGGGUUAUGGUUGAAUUUGUUUGUCUAUUUCUUUGGAAUAAACGUAAUGAAAUAAGAUUUUUGAGGAUAUAUGAAGAUCAUGUCAUGAUUUGUAUCUGUGAAUUGUUGAUGACUUUUUAAGAUAAGGUCAUUUUAAGGCCACAUUCAGUAAUUAUAUGUAUCUGCCUUAUUUAUAGAGCAAAUAAAUCUGUUUAAUGAAA
Messenger RNA from Sander lucioperca (pikeperch), 5853 nucleotides. Its product is annotated as testis-expressed protein 2-like. Gene Ontology annotation, molecular function: lipid binding. Bases 342 to 3728 code for a protein of 1128 amino acids. The record is from RefSeq and is a predicted model, not a curated record. The transcript is spliced from 13 exons. Gene Ontology annotation, cellular component: endoplasmic reticulum. Lineage: Eukaryota; Metazoa; Chordata; Actinopteri; Perciformes; Percidae.